AUGGAUAACCGCGAAGACUGUGAAGACUGGAACGACACGCCAACUGCCGAUGCAGACCGACUCGCAUUCUCCAACCAAAGUUAUAGAAAUGCUAAGGAACAGGAUGAUGAUUGGAAUACAGGAUCCCCUGUGGCUGCCGAAGAUGAUUGGGGUCUAAACAGUUACGCAGCUAACACAGGUAGUUCCAAGUUGGAUAUCAAUACAGAUUUAGGCUCCAGACGUAAUUUUUGA
Messenger RNA from Cooperia oncophora, 231 nucleotides. Lineage: Eukaryota; Metazoa; Nematoda; Chromadorea; Rhabditida; Trichostrongylidae. The record is from the annotation of a GenBank genome assembly.